This is a messenger RNA of Pipistrellus kuhlii (Kuhl's pipistrelle), 1846 nucleotides long. It is a transcript of the gene KCNAB2, whose product is annotated as potassium voltage-gated channel subfamily A regulatory beta subunit 2. The record is from RefSeq and is a predicted model, not a curated record. Gene Ontology annotation, biological process: transmembrane transport; potassium ion transport; regulation of potassium ion transmembrane transport. Bases 272 to 1375 code for a protein of 367 amino acids. NCBI's taxonomy places the organism in Eukaryota, Metazoa, Chordata, Mammalia, Chiroptera, Vespertilionidae. The transcript has 16 exons. Gene Ontology annotation, molecular function: potassium channel regulator activity; voltage-gated potassium channel activity; transmembrane transporter binding. Gene Ontology annotation, cellular component: juxtaparanode region of axon; membrane; voltage-gated potassium channel complex.
CGUCCUGAUUUGCAUGCUGGGCUGUGCCUCAGCCAAUGGGAGCGUGACUGGCGUGAAUUCCAGCCAAUGAGAAGCCCCCGGAGGCGUGGCCCCGGCCGUCCCACGAGGUGAAGAUGCUGCGGGCGGAACCUGGCCGGGAGAGCGGGAUUCGGGGGCGCUGUAGUCGCCGGGCCGGGCGGGAGGGAAGAUCCGGAGCGGGGAGAGGAUCCGGAGCUGGAGCCCCCAGAGUCUUCCGGCGUGACGGGCGCAGGCGGGACCAGCGGCCUGCUCCAUGUACCCAGAAUCCACCACGGGCUCCCCGGCUCGGCUCUCCCUGCGGCAGACCGGCUCCCCCGGCAUGAUCUACAGUACUCGGUAUGGGAGCCCCAAAAGACAGCUCCAGUUCUACAGGAACCUGGGGAAGUCGGGCCUGCGGGUGUCCUGCCUGGGGCUGGGAACAUGGGUGACCUUCGGAGGCCAGAUCACCGACGAGAUGGCAGAGCAGCUCAUGACCUUGGCCUAUGACAAUGGGAUCAACCUCUUCGACACGGCGGAAGUCUACGCGGCGGGCAAGGCUGAGGUGGUCCUCGGGAACAUCAUCAAGAAGAAGGGAUGGAGACGGUCCAGCCUGGUCAUCACCACCAAGAUCUUCUGGGGAGGAAAGGCGGAGACCGAGCGGGGCCUCUCCCGGAAGCACAUCAUCGAAGGUCUGAAGGCCUCCCUGGAGCGGCUGCAGCUUGAGUACGUGGACGUGGUGUUUGCCAACCGCCCGGACCCCAACACGCCCAUGGAAGAGACCGUGCGUGCCAUGACCCACGUCAUCACCCAGGGCAUGGCCAUGUACUGGGGCACAUCGCGCUGGAGCUCCAUGGAGAUCAUGGAAGCCUACUCCGUGGCCCGGCAGUUCAACCUGAUCCCGCCCAUCUGCGAGCAGGCGGAGUACCACAUGUUCCAGCGCGAGAAGGUGGAGGUGCAGCUGCCCGAGCUCUUCCACAAGAUCGGAGUGGGUGCCAUGACCUGGUCCCCCCUGGCCUGCGGCAUCGUCUCCGGGAAGUACGACAGCGGCAUCCCGCCCUACUCCAGGGCCUCCCUGAAGGGCUACCAGUGGCUGAAGGACAAGAUCCUGAGUGAGGAGGGCCGGCGCCAGCAGGCCAAGCUGAAGGAGCUGCAGGCCAUCGCCGAGCGCCUGGGCUGCACCCUCCCACAGCUGGCCAUAGCCUGGUGUCUGAGGAACGAGGGCGUGAGCUCUGUGCUCCUGGGCGCGUCCAGCGCGGAGCAGCUGAUGGAGAACAUCGGGGCCAUACAGGUCCUCCCCAAGCUGUCGUCCUCCAUCGUCCAUGAGAUCGACAGCAUCUUGGGCAACAAGCCCUACAGCAAGAAGGACUACCGGUCCUAGGCCCCGGCCGCCGGACUCCCCCCCCCUGUUCGCUCGCCAUCCCCGCUUCCGCUCUUUGAAGCCAAGUCCUGAACGUGGUUCGCAUCACAAAGAAAGCCCUGUGAGACGUCCUGGGGAAACCCCGCAGAAGCCGUGCCACACCCGCCCACUGCUCCGCGGCACCCACGUCCUGCCCGGCGCCCCGAUCCUGAGGAGGCCGGUCAGCUGUCCCCCAAGGCUGCACCCCACCCCCCCCCCAGCCUUCCCGGAGCCUCAGGAGCCCAGGCCGGGCUGGACCAGGGGCGGGGCGGCAGGCAGGGCCGGCUCCUCUCUGCCGAGAAUGCCGCUGGCGGUGGGACCCCAGGCCUGGUCCUCCUGCCCCACCCCCACCCCCCAGGGCCCUGGGUGCUGGGCUGGGCCUCCCCAGGGUCUCCUUCUGACCCAGGGCUCGACCUCAGCUACUACCCCACCACCCGCCCCAGGGGCCUCCUG